UUCAAAAUGAUUUGCAUUUGUGGAUCUUGAAAACAUGUGGAGUCCUUCACUUUAAAAGAAUAUCUGUGGAAGGGAAUCUAGUUGAGGCUGGGUUGCCCAAAGAUUUGCCUUUAAGUAAAUUUUUGGCAGAUUGUUUGCAACCUCUCUCCCCCGGGCAAAAGAGCUCAGCAAGAUUGCGACUCGUGGAGGAACACGAGGACGAGAACGAAGGAGUCAUUUCAAGUCUAUCUUUGUGUUACAAAAUGUUUCAUGGCCCCCGUUGAUGAUUUGCUUGAGGAGCCUGAAGUCAUAAUCGUCCCUGACCGCUGUUUGUACCAAGUUCCGUUUGCUGCUCUCCAUGAAAAGGAGGGGACCGAAUACCUGUCGGAGACUCAUAGGAUCCGUGUCAUUCCUUCUUUGACAACACUCAAGAUCAUUCAAGAUAGUCCAGAGGAUUAUCACAGCAACACUGGUGCCUCGGUAAUAGGCAAUCCCAAGGUUGAUCGGCUGCUGCCAUUGCCAGGUGCAAGAAAGGAAGCGGAGAUGGUCGGACGAUUGCUGGGUGUUCCGCCUCUGGUAGACGAGAAAGCAACGAAGCAGGCGGUGCUUGAGCGGAUAAGUUCAGUGAGCCUGAUACAUUUUGCUGCCCAUUGUAACGCCGAGAGGGGAGAAAUUGCCCUCUCUCCCAUUCCUGCUCCUAACAGUCGAAACGCUAUCCUACCACAGGAAGCUUACAUGUUGACGAUGGCUGAUGUCUCACGAGUAAAAAUCAGAGCUAAACUGGUGGUGCUUAGCUGCUCUCACAGUGGAAGUGGAGAGAUAAGAGCCGAGGGAGUUAUUGGAAUUGCCUGUGCGUUCUUAGGAUCCGGUGCUCGCUCUGUGUUGGUUGCGCUGUGGAUCAUUUCAGACUCAGCAACAGAGCAGCUGAUGAGUCGGUUCUACAAACACCUUGUUGAAGGAGAAAGUGCCGGUGAAUCCCUUCAUCAGGCCAUGAAGUGGAUGAGAAAAAACGGCUUUACCAAAGUGUCUGAGUGGGCUUCGUUUACGCUGAUUGGAGAUGAUGUGAGGCUCGAGUUUGGCAAGCAGAGGAAAGAAGAUGAGAAUAGCUCGAAGGAAACAGACCUUAGAGACUUUUAGACGGAUAACCAAAUAGAAUAAGUAGAGAAAAUACUCUAUCCGUUAUUUCAUUGUGUAAUUAAGGAAAGGGCAACCUCAAAUUAAGGAUAUUAAUUUCAAUUUUUUACAUUCUCUUUUCCGAUCUUCUCAGAAGGAGGUAUUGUUUACGUAUCCGAGAAUAUUUUUUCGGCACAAAAAUUAUCUUAUCCGGCCGCUAUAAUUAGCA
This is a messenger RNA of Pocillopora damicornis (cauliflower coral), 1321 nucleotides long. Its product is annotated as tetratricopeptide repeat protein 28. NCBI's taxonomy places the organism in Eukaryota, Metazoa, Cnidaria, Anthozoa, Scleractinia, Pocilloporidae. The record is from RefSeq and is a predicted model, not a curated record.